CAUCCAGCUAGAGUCCACAAUCGCGCGUUUCUGCUGUCUAAUUAAACACAUCACUUAGUAUCUACACCGUUCAUUUCUUCCACGUCUUCGAUCCAUGUGCCUCCAGAUCUAACGGUCCGCACACCCUUAGAAAAAACAAAUCUGAUUCGGUCUCUAACCCUCGAACCGGAGUCGAACCCUACCAAUUCCACUAGCGGUUAAGCACCGACCUAGAGAGAGACAAUUAAGAGAGAGAGAGAGAGAGAGAGAGAGAGAGAGAGAGAGAGAGAGAGAGAGAGAAUUCUCUCGAGCAAGAACAGGAGAGAAAGCAGACAGAAAGUAAUAGAACAGAGAGGGAGAAAGGAGAGAGUGAAGCUAUUCCUUCAUCCGAAUCUCUACAGUUUCUAUAUUUGUUUAGUUUUCUCUACGAUAAUUUGUAUGUUCAAUGGAUACAGUCCGCAGACCCUAGGGCUUCAAUUUCUUCAAUGGACGAAAUUUGGGAGAGAGCCGUUGAAACGGCGAUCGACGGCAAAACUGAUGCAUCUCCGGUCCGGUCGCUAACCCUGGACGGCGCUGUGAAAUGCUACAGUGGCGGUCUACCACCGCCGACACUUCUCGAGAAAUUCCAAAAUCUCGAACACCUAUCAAUCGCCAACGUCGGGUUGUCGUCGCUCGAGAAAUUCCCGAGACUUGGAAAUCUCCAGCGACUGAUUCUCUCCGACAACAGAAUCUCCGGUGGCCUCGAAUUCCUCGUUGAAGCGAAUCUCCAGUCGCUUCGGGACUUGGAUUUGUCGAACAAUCGGAUUCAGUACUUCGAGGACUUGGCUCCUCUGGCUCGGCUCAAGCUAGUUUCGCUGGACUUGUAUGAGUGUCCUGUGACGAAGAUUAAGGAUUAUAGGGCUAGGGUUUUUGGAUUGAUUGAGACGUUGAAGUACUUGGACAAGCUAGAUUUUGACGAGAAUGAAGAGGACGAUGAAGAUGAAGACGAGGAAGAUGAUGGUGAAGUUGACGGUGAGGAUCGAUCGAGGUCGGGGGGUGUUGGUAGUAGCAGGGGUGGCGAUGGAGUGAUUGAUGUUGAUGAGGAUGAGAGUGAAGAAGAUGGAGUUGUUGGCCUCGAAAACGGGGAUGUCGAAGAUGAUGAUGAUUUAGAGGACGUUGAUGUUGAGGAGAGUGGUGACGAUGAGGUUGUGGAGGUUCAUGAGAUUGAUGAUAGUGACGAGGAAGAAGGGGUCGAAGAGGAUGAUGAUGAGGAGGAUGAUGAUGGUGAUGAAGAAGUGGAAGAUGAAGAGGAGGAUGUGAGGCCCGGGAUUGAAGGCCGGGGAAUCGGUAAUGGUGGGGAAAUUGAUGGGCAUGAGCAAGGUGAGGAGGACAGUGAUGAUGACGGUGAGUAUGAGGAAGAAGACGGUGAGGACGAGACAUAUUUUGGUUACAGUUGUGACUCACCAGUCACCACUGCAAAAAUUGGAGGAAGCUUCACUGUUGUGGCAUUUUUGGUUGGGGUGGGCAGCAAACAUUGGAAGAAGCUUUCCAUAUCCGCCCAGUUAGGCGUGCAGAAGAAGAUGGUGAAGCAAGUGAUGUGGACCCUGAAAAUGAAGUAGAUGAUGUUGUUGAAGUGGAGGAAGAGGUUGAAGAUGCGGUGCAACUACCCAGAGAAGCUCAGCUACCCUCUUCUUCCCAGUCCCGUCUCAAGAGGAAGAGAGAUGAAGAAAAUGACGGUGCCGACAUCAGCGAUGAUGAAAGCGUUGAGGAUGUCUCAUUGAAGCCUCAUUAACAACAGAGUUUUGAGGGUGUCUGGAUGAAGGCCCCCUAGAGUUGACAGUUGACACCACCUCACGGCCCUAUAACGUGGGAUGCUUCACCUAUUACUCAGAAGGAAGCUGGAGGAAAAAGGGAAGGUUUUGACUGGGGUUUUAUAGGGAAAGCCAUAUAUAUAAAAAUAUGUUUCGGGGACGCACGAGGAAAAAGAUUUCAUCCUUUGUGGAUGGUUUUUAUUAAAUUGUUCAAAAAGCAGUUGGAUCUUUGUCAGCACAUGCCUUUCCACUUCAAUAGCCGUUGCUUAUUAUUCAAA
Vitis vinifera (wine grape) is the source of this 2047-nucleotide messenger RNA. Its product is annotated as acidic leucine-rich nuclear phosphoprotein 32-related protein. Gene Ontology annotation, molecular function: histone binding. Bases 465 to 1577 code for a protein of 370 amino acids. Gene Ontology annotation, cellular component: nucleus. The record is from RefSeq and is a predicted model, not a curated record. Lineage: Eukaryota; Viridiplantae; Streptophyta; Magnoliopsida; Vitales; Vitaceae. The transcript is spliced from 3 exons.